Gymnogyps californianus (California condor) is the source of this 1208-nucleotide messenger RNA. It is a transcript of the gene POLR2C, whose product is annotated as RNA polymerase II subunit C. The transcript is spliced from 9 exons. Gene Ontology annotation, biological process: DNA-templated transcription. Gene Ontology annotation, molecular function: DNA binding; protein dimerization activity; DNA-directed RNA polymerase activity. Gene Ontology annotation, cellular component: RNA polymerase II, core complex. The record is from RefSeq and is a predicted model, not a curated record. Bases 1 to 828 code for a protein of 275 amino acids. NCBI's taxonomy places the organism in Eukaryota, Metazoa, Chordata, Aves, Accipitriformes, Cathartidae.
AUGCCGUACGCCAACCAGCCCACGGUGCGCAUCACCGAGCUGACGGACGAGAACGUCAAGUUCAUCAUCGAGAACACGGACCUGGCGGUGGCAAAUUCCAUUCGAAGAGUGUUCAUCGCAGAAGUGCCCAUCAUAGCCAUUGACUGGGUCCAGAUAGACGCCAACUCCUCCGUGCUCCACGAUGAAUUCAUCGCACACAGGCUGGGUCUCAUCCCGCUCACCAGCGAUGACAUUGUGGAUAAGAUGCAAUAUUCCAGAGACUGCACAUGUGAUGAGUUCUGUCCGGAGUGCUCUGUGGAGUUCACCCUUGACGUCCGGUGCAAUGAAGACCAGACUCGUCACGUCACAUCCCGCGAUCUCAUCUCCAACAACCCCCGGGUCAUACCGGUAACGUCUCGGAGCAGAGACAAUGACCCCAAUGACUAUGUGGAGCAGGACGACAUCCUCAUCGUGAAGCUGCGGAAGGGCCAGGAGCUGAGACUGCGAGCCUACGCCAAGAAGGGCUUUGGCAAGGAGCACGCCAAGUGGAACCCCACGGCAGGCGUAGCCUUCGAGUACGACCCGGACAACGCGCUGAGGCACACCGUGUACCCCAAACCGGAGGAGUGGCCCAAGAGUGAGUACUCGGAGAUUGAUGAGGAGGAUGCUCAGGCUCCCUAUGACCCCAACGGGAAGCCAGAGAGGUUUUAUUACAACGUGGAGUCCUGCGGUUCUCUGCGCCCGGAGACCAUCGUUCUUUCUGCGUUGUCCGGCCUGAAGAAGAAACUGAGCGACCUCCAGACCCAACUGAGCCACGAGAUUCAGAGCGACGUCCUCACCAUAAACUGAGGUGGCCCCUUGCAAGAGAGUGCUCGGGUGUGAGUGAUGCAGAACGUUCCUGCCUCUGCCCGGCAGCGCUCUGGGCCGAGGCUUUUGCCUCCCCAUCUCCCUCUGCCUUUCCUGGCCCAGCUGUGCUGGUUGGUGACACCUCUUCCCUGGCCCUCCUUCCCAGGGAAAGCCAUCGUGAUGUGUAGGGUAAAGCGGGAAGGGAAUCGGUGAGCAUCUUCGCUGGGACAGGCUUUGUCUCUAAGUGAUCCCAGAGUUUUAGGCCAGAGUUUUGGAUUCUGGCCACGUGGUGUUUGGAAUUGGGAAGCGUGUACCUCCGUUACACAACCCUACCUUAUUUGCAUGUCCGUUCCUUACUGUGCUGAAUAAAGCCUUACCCUUCC